GGGGGGCGGGGCGAAAGGCAAGGUUUCCUCCCAGCGCCGCUCGCCGGGGAAGCCUUUCCCAGAAUCCCACGCGCCGCCUCCAACCGCCUCCCAGCUUUUUCCGGCCACCGCCUUCUUGAUUGGCUCGUCGGCUGGAGCCAAUGAGCACCGCCUUUGCUUGGAGGUGGGAGAAGCGAUGGCCGCAGUUGUGAUGGGGCCUGGGGGAGGCAGCAUGUCAAGAUUUCUCCUACAGAUGAAGCAAAGGGCCCCCUUCAUGCUCCUCCACCGUGGGAUCGCUUCCACUUUUCCCGUAACAGGGCGGCGGCUUCUGGCCCCCCAUAUCUCACCAGACCCUGCAGGUGCCUGCCAGAGGUUUCCAGGGCAAGGGCUACCAUGGAGUCAUCAACAGAUCCGCACCAAAGCCCGGGGGAACGAAUACCAACCGUCGAACCUGAAACGGAAACACAAGCACGGCUGGAUCAAGCGCAUCCGCACAGCCAGCGGGAUCGAGGUCAUCCUCCGGCGUAUGCUGAAGGGCAGGAAAUCUUUGACACAUUGAUGGCUCAGAAGGGUUAGCCCCAGAAGAACGACGCUUGAAGCAAGAGUCCAAGAACCGAGAUCAAGAUCUGUUUGAACGUCGGUGGCUUUCCUCGCUCUGUUGGAGAAAGCUGGCAGACGCUUCCGAAAGGGGGGAAUCCACUGAUUUUCUGUUGGUAUCAAAGCAAACGUUGCGUGCUUUCAGAAAAAGAAAGAAAACUUUUGAGAUGCCAUUAAAAGUGUGAACGAUA
This is a messenger RNA of Heteronotia binoei (common prickly gecko), 767 nucleotides long. It is a transcript of the gene MRPL34, whose product is annotated as mitochondrial ribosomal protein L34. The record is from RefSeq and is a predicted model, not a curated record. The transcript has 2 exons. Gene Ontology annotation, molecular function: structural constituent of ribosome. Lineage: Eukaryota; Metazoa; Chordata; Lepidosauria; Squamata; Gekkonidae. Gene Ontology annotation, cellular component: mitochondrial large ribosomal subunit; ribosome. The coding region runs from base 176 to 538 and encodes 120 amino acids. Gene Ontology annotation, biological process: translation.